UGAUUAUUUGGUUUUAUUACCGAACUCAAUGAAAGCAUAUGGUCGAGAGACGGUAUUCACGCGGUUUCCAUACAGCAUAUCGAAUUCGUUCUGCAGAUCCUCCAAAUAUGAGAACGCAACUCUUUUCGGGAACGAUUUUUCUGUCAAAACCAGGUAGCAAACAUCGUUCACAAUAAUAUAAUGGAAAUAAUAAUUUCCAGAAUCAAUAGUGCAUCGGUUGGGAGAACUCGGAGUUAGUCGUUUGAAAAUUUGUUUGGCUUGCGUUUGAUACUGAAUUAAAUUCUUGCCAUGCUCUUCAUCAUCCUGAACCGAAGCUGCUAAAGGCAGCCCAUCCGCCAUUCGUGCGAUCAUUGUAAGAAGCACCAUUCUGAACAAUCAAGUCUGGGAAAGGAUAAAGGAUUCCAGAAAGAUUUCGACCAGUGAUUUCAGAUGUCCAAUUCCGACCAGGCCCAAUUGGUAAUAAGUUUCCAGUCAGUUUCACACGGUUGCUUUUGUCAUGUGGCAGACCAAAUUUCAACUCUCUUCGAACUUCCACCAAUUUAGGGACAGGGUUAAUAUUCAAGGAAAUGCAGCAAAUUUUCAGGCUGUCACUGGUAGUCAUACAAUCUGGACAAGGAUAAAAAGUACAAGUUUGUUAUUUAUAUUAUCAUAUUUUCAUAAAAUAACUAGCAGUACUCGGAUAACGAUUUUAAACGAGGUGCGCUAUUUCCCAUCAAUGUCUGGAGAACCAAUUUCAAUCUCCAUACGACAGCCUUGAAGUAGUGUUCAUGUUAAAAAAAUAACUCCAAACAGCUUCCGAAAACACAAGUGAAAGGCUUCAAGCUCGAAAAAUAUCAAAUAGAUUUCUAAAUUAAAGCUACAAUUUAUAUUCAGAUCUACCAGUCGCACUAGUUGCACCUACAACUCACUGGCUGGCUGUGGCUGCAUGACGUGGACGCUUCCUGACUUCGAAGUUUUCCAAUUGGUCACCGCGCAGCGAGCCGAGGUUCUCUCAUAAUAUCAAACGGUUAUUGAGGCCUUUCGAAGCUCAUAUUAUUUUUUAAUUUUAAACAAAUAACGGUAAAAAUAUUUAUAUUUCGUGUAUCUUGUUUUCUAUGAUUUUAUGAUGAUUUCAUGAUUUAUAUGAUUUGUUGAUAUGGUAAGAAAAAGGGGCCAGAUUUAUGGUUGGAAAACAGCAAGGGAAAAAGAACGUGUUUCUCGGCAACUUAGGCGGUUACCUAUUUUAACAGCUUCCGCCACACGGAGGUUGUUGUAUAAGGAUUUUGUUGGUCUGGUCUUCAUCGGUUUCCACUUUCCAGCUUCCUUUGUUGCGAUUUGUGGAAGCGCCGAAACAUCGAAAGCCUUUAGAGACUGUGAGCACUGAGAGUGUGAGGUUGAUCCACUGUUCCCGUUUAUUAAACGUGAACUCCUUUAAUUAUUUAUCAUUUUAUGUUAUCCUUUCAAUAACACAAACAUCAUUUAUCGGCAAUCUACUCCAAUGUGGUUGUAGCAAACUAAAACUUCUAAUUCCUGGACUCGCUAUUGCUUUCCACGUUGGAACGUGAAAUCGAUUUUUUGGAGCUCAAGAACUCUGGAUAGCAGUUUACCAUGAAUUCGUCGUUCGAAGAAAAUGCGCCAGGGUCUCCGCAAAGUCCUAUUUCGCGAGCAUUCGCGGAGUUUUGGGAUCAGGUGAUGUUAAGCAAUGGGCUGAAAACCUGGACUGUCGGAUACACAACAGCCGGACCUUCAUUUGAUGAGGCUUCGCAAGAUGGUCAAGUGCCGCGAAGCUCUCCGCUAGCCUGUGAGACGGCCGCUUCAACGAGCACACUGGAAGUGGAUGCACAGCUGCCGGAUGCGGAUGUUCUGGGAUUCGCAGCCAGCAGCUUUGAUGAAGCAUUCGCUGAGAUUGAACAGAAUCAGCAGCCGGAAAAGGCUAGCGACGAGGUCUCCAUUGCAUCUGAAACUGAAAUGGAUGCUGGCGACAACAAGACGGGAGCCGGACAGAAAAGAUCGUACGAUGACACGGCGGACCAGAGCGGGUCGGAUUCUGAGGGCAGGAAAUAUUUGCGAGCGGAGGAUGAUGAUGGAGACGAUGCCGAAGAAGGCAACGAUGAAAAUAUUGACGAAAAUCAAGCGGAAGAAUUCGGUGAAAUCGAGGAGAUACCGGAAGAAUCGGGCGAAGUUGAAGAAAUAGCGGAAGUGGCUGGCAAUAAGUACCAAAAAGGCAAUGGCAAGCGCAUAAAUGUGUUUGUUUAUCCAGAAAGCGACGGAGAUGACUAGGCAACAGGUAAAUGUUGGUUCGAUUUCCAGCAGCUGUUCCCUUUUUGUACACAUGAUCUACGGAUUCUGAAAUUGUUAUGAGGAAUUUGGGUAGUGUUGUUAUGUUGAUCGGAGUAGAGUGAUUUUGUACGGAUUAAGUGCCAAGUUUUUAUAGCAGCGAUUUUGUCGUUUUUUUUAAAUUCUGAUUGAGAUUGGUGAUGCCGACUGAUGCGCGACAAGAAUCUACGUAUUUUCGA
This is a messenger RNA of Paramacrobiotus metropolitanus, 2495 nucleotides long. RefSeq names its product germ cell nuclear acidic protein-like. NCBI's taxonomy places the organism in Eukaryota, Metazoa, Tardigrada, Eutardigrada, Parachela, Macrobiotidae. The coding region runs from base 1588 to 2259 and encodes 223 amino acids. The record is from RefSeq and is a predicted model, not a curated record. The transcript is spliced from 4 exons.